AUGUCCAGGGAGACAAAUACCACAGGAAAGGAGAACUGUCCCACAAUCAUACACUCACAGCAGCAGAGAAGGCAGCAGUGUCACAGGGGCAGGGGCCAGGAAGAUUUGGAGGAGGACAGGAGGAAGCACCGACCCAAGAGAAAUGUAGGGGACCCAGACAUUUUGAAGUCCCCCAGCGACCAUAAAGAAUACAGGUACAUUAAAUUAAUAAAUGGCUUGAAUGUGCUGUUGAUUUCUGAUUUGACUGUCGAUGACUGCAAUUCUUCAGAAGCAUCUGAUGAGGAUAUAGACGAAGACAGAAUGUCUGCCUCCGAAACGGAUGAGGAAGAAAACCAGGAUGAGAAAGACAGCAGUGAUGAAGACAAUGUGGGGAACGACGGGACUGGAGGAGAAUUGGGAGAUAGGGUCAUCGAAGAGUACGGCAAAAAAGUUGUUAAGGGCAGUGGUACUAAAGUUAAUGUCAGCUUGGCAGAUGACCCUGAAAUCUAUGAAGAACUAGUAAAACUAGAAGAUGCCAAUAAGAUGGGCAGUACAGAAAAGCAGUCCGCAGCGGCCCUUGCUGUUUGUGUCGGCAGUUUCUGUGAUCCUGAUGAUUUACCUGGGCUGGCUCAUUUUCUGGAGCAUAUGGUAUUUAUGGGUAGCCAGAAAUACCCAGAUGAGAAUGGGUUUGAUACGUUCUUAAAGAAGCACGGAGGCUCAGACAACGCGUCCACUGAUACAGAGCGAACAGUCUUCCAGUUUGAUAUCCAGAAGAAAUAUUUCAAAGAAGCCCUUGACAGAUGGGCACAGUUCUUCAUUCAUCCACUGAUGAUUAAGGAUGCAAUUGACAGGGAAGUUGAAGCUGUGGAUAGCGAGUAUCAAAUAGCAAGGCCCUCUGAUGCUAACAGAAGGGAAUUGCUGCUCGGAAGCCUUGCAAAACAAGGGCAUCCUAUGAGAAAAUUCUUUUGGGGUAAUGCAGAGACACUUAAACUUAUUCCAAAAAAGAAAAACAUCAACACCUAUGCACGGCUGCGGGAUUUCUGGAAACGUCACUACUCGGCCCACUACAUGAAUCUUGUUAUCCAGUCUAGAGAAACCCUGGAGACUUUGGAAAAAUGGGUGACGGAAAUCUUCUCACAGAUCCCAAAUAAUGGACUGCCUCGACCAACCUUUAGUCACCUGUCGCAGCCGUUUGACACACCGGAAUUUCACAAGCUUUACAAAGUUAUUCCAGUGAAAGAAAUCCAUUCCUUGAAUAUCUCUUGGGCUCUUCCCCCACAAGAAAAUAAUUAUAGGGUUAAGCCUCUUCAUUACAUCUCCUGGCUGAUUGGACAUGAAGGCAAAGGCAGUGUGCUUUCGCUUCUUAGGAAAAAAUUUUGGGCUCUUGCAUUAUACGGAGGAAAUGGUGAGACAGGAUUUGAGCAAAACUCUACCUAUUCCAUCUUUAGCAUUUCUGUGACUUUGACAGAUGAAGGUCUUGAACAUUUCUAUGAGGUUAUUCAUCUUAUCUUCCAGUACUUGAAGAUGUUGCAAAAACAUGGGCCUGAUAAAAGAAUAUGGGAAGAGAUUCAGAAGAUUGAAGGCAAUGAGUUUUGCUUCCAGGAACAGACUGAUCCACUUGAAUAUGUUGAAAACAUUUCUGAAUAUAUGCACAUCUUUCAUAAGGAGGACCUGUUGACAGGAGAUCAGCUAUUGACUGAGUAUAACCAUGAAAUCAUUGCCAACGCCCUUAGUUAUCUCAUCCCUCAGAAAGCAAACAUCUUUUUUUUGUCUCCUGCCCAUGAAAGACUAUGUAACCUGAAGGAAAAAUGGUUUGGGACACGCUACUGUGUUUCAGACAUUGAUGCAUUCUGGAGCAAAUUGUGGAACAGUGACUUUGAAUUACAUCCAGAUUUACACCUCCCUGAAGAAAAUAAAUAUAUAGCCACAGAUUUCUCUGUGAAGAAGUCAAGUGGCCAUGACACAGACUAUCCAAGAAGAAUAUUGAGUACACAUCAUGGCUGCCUGUGGUACAAGGAAGAUAAUAAAUUUGGCAUCCCCAAAGCAUUUAUCUGUUUCUAUCUGGUGUCUCCACUGAUACAAAAGUCUGCACUGAGUGUGGUGCUUUUUGAUACCUUCGUAAGCAUCCUCAGCCACAACCUGGCCGAACCAGCCUAUGGAGCAGACGUUGCUCAGUUGGAAUACAAAGUCAUCGCCAAAGAGCAUGGCUUGACCAUUCGAGUAAAAGGCUUUAACCAUAAACUGCCUUUGCUCUUUGAACUGAUAAUUGAUCACUUAUCUAACCUCAGUAUCACGCCUUCAGCAUUCCAUAUGAUAACUGAGCAGCUGAAAAAGACGUAUUUUAACUAUCUCAUCCAAACCGAUACCCUGGCAAAAGAUCUACGGCUCUCGAUACUGGAGCACGGCAGGUGGUCUUUAAUAGAGAAAUAUCGGGCUUUGUGCAAUGGAAUUUCCAUAGAAUCCCUACUUGAAUUUGUGAAAGCUUUCAAAUCAAACCUGUGGGUAGAGGGACUUGUCCAAGGAAACUUUACAAGCUUCGAAUCAAAGGAAUUUUUGAAUUACGUUUCUCAAAAAUUGAAGUUCCGUCCUCUAAUACACCCAUGUCCUAUUCAAUUCCGGGUGACAGAACUGCCAAAUACCCACAUUCUGUGUAAAGUGAAAUCCCUUCACAAAGGUGAUCCAAACUCUGAAGUCAGCAUCUACUACCAGACGGGUGCUAAGAAUUUAAGAGACUAUUCCCUCACAGAACUGCUUGUGAUGCACAUGGAGGAGCCAUGCUUUGACUACCUACGAACCAAGAAUAUGCUGGGCUAUCAUGUCUACCCUGCCACAAGAAACACAUCUGGGAUCCUAGGUUUCUCUGUUACCGUAACAACCCAAGCAACCAAAUACAACACUGAAUUAGUUGACAGAAAAAUAGAAGACUUCUUUUUGUACUUUGAGAAUAAACUCCGAAAUUUGUCUGAAGAAGAAUUCAUUGCUCAGGUCUCUGCUCUAAUAAAGCUUAAGCAAACUGAUGACUCCCAUCUUGGUGAAGAGGUGGACAGGAACUGGAAUGAAGUGCUUACCCAGCAGUACUUGUUCGACAGACUUGCCCGAGAGAUUGUAGCACUGAAGAGUCUUUCUAGAUUCCAUUUACUUGACUGGUUCCUAGCAUCCAGAGGCAAGCACAGAAGAAUUUUGAGCACCCAUGUGGUUGGAUAUGGUAAACAGGAAGGGGACUUGGAAGUCACACAUACCACCACCGCUCAAAAAUCUUUGUUUGCCCAAACACCUGAACUAACAUUUUUACCUUCUUCUCCUCUGUUGAAUUUCCCCGCUAUUAUGGACAUCCAAGCUUUCACCUCAACUCUUAACAUUCUUCCUUACCACAAGAUACUAAAAUAA
Elgaria multicarinata webbii is the source of this 3366-nucleotide messenger RNA. Its product is annotated as nardilysin-like. The record is from RefSeq and is a predicted model, not a curated record. Gene Ontology annotation, molecular function: metal ion binding; metalloendopeptidase activity. The coding region runs from base 1 to 3366 and encodes 1121 amino acids. NCBI's taxonomy places the organism in Eukaryota, Metazoa, Chordata, Lepidosauria, Squamata, Anguidae. Gene Ontology annotation, biological process: proteolysis. The transcript has 31 exons.